AUGUCAGAAUUACUCAAUGCACCUGGUAACGGCAUAGAUGAGGAUGGCUCCUCGGCAUCCUCACUUUCGUCGACAGGGACCCUAAUGCCGUCACCAACGCGACAUCUAUUCGCUCGAACAAAAAACGCGCAUUCCUCACAAUCAUCUUCUUGGACGGAUUUCUUUGAGCUCGAGUUAUUCAUCCCCCAGAAGUCUGAACAUCAAUACGUCAUUCACCAUGUCUAUCUUGCUUCACCGAAGAGCUCGGGGCCGUUGUUCGUCAUGCAUCACGGGGCAGGCUCAUCAGGCCUUUCGUUUGCAACGUGCGCGGAGGAGAUUCGGAAAAUUCUUCCGAACGCUGGAGUUCUCUCACUUGAUGCGAGGGGGCAUGGUCGGACGACGAUAUCCUCUAGUACUUCGAAAGUUGAUCAUGGGAAUCCUUCUACAGGUACGGCGGCGCAACACGAGGCCGAUAAUGAUGUUGAGCUAGAUUUGACGCUGGAGACUUUGAGCAACGACCUCGUCUACGUUAUUCAGAAGACUCAGGAGCGAAUGAGCUGGGACAAAUUACCGGAUAUCAUUCUUGUUGGCCAUAGUCUGGGUGGUGCUGUCAUUACCGACGUGGCGAAGAAUGGCGAGUUGGGCUCGAAGCUAUUGGCGUACGCAGUGCUAGAUGUUGUUGAGGGAUCCGCUAUGGAUGCUCUCCAAAGCAUGGAGAAGUAUCUCUCUACCCGACCAACCAGGUUCCCCUCAGUAGAAUCAGGAAUCGAAUGGCACACUCGCUCCCGCACAAUUCGCAACACCUCUUCAGCCCGUGCCUCAGUACCCUCCCUUCUAUACGAAGAAACAUCACCCCUCGACCCCUCAAAGCCAUGGAUUUGGCGCACCAACCUAUCAGCUACGAAACCAUUCUGGGAAAAUUGGUUCAUCGGCUUGAGCAAAUACCAACUUCAGGUUUUUCCAGAAGCAGGCCACUUUGUGCAGGAGGAUCAGCCGACUAAGACGGCACAGGUUUUGGCGGACUUUUAUAGGAGGAAUGACCGUAGUGCGUUGGUUUUGCCACCUAAGGGUUCGGAUAUGCAGGCUGCCGCUGCUAUGAAGAAGGGGUCUGGUGCUUCUAAUUUUGCGGGUCAGUUGAAAUAG
Molecule: messenger RNA, 1122 nt
Organism: Penicillium angulare
Lineage: Eukaryota; Fungi; Ascomycota; Eurotiomycetes; Eurotiales; Aspergillaceae
Gene: ppe1
Product: putative ribosomal protein/carboxylic ester hydrolase (Ppe1)
Exons: 5
Coding region: 1-1122 (373 amino acids)
Biological process (GO): protein demethylation
Molecular function (GO): protein methylesterase activity
Source: RefSeq, a predicted model, not a curated record